GGGCGGGGCCGCUCCGCCCGCGCCGCUCGGCGGGGACAAAGCGCGGCGCCGAGCGGGGGCCAUGUCGUCCGCAGGCGGCCGCCAGCCCAGCCAGAGCCGGGCCAUCCCCACCCGCACCGUCACCCUCAGCGACGCCGCGCAGCUCCCCGCCGACUACUGCACCACCCCCGGCGGGACGCUCUUCUCCACCACACCGGGAGGCACCCGGAUCAUCUACGACCGCAAGUUCCUGCUGGACCGCCGCAACUCCCCCAUGGCCAAGACCCCACCUUGUCACCUGCCCAAUAUUCCCGGCGUCACCAGCCCCGGCGAGGCCGGCGAGGAGCCCAAAGCUGACACCAACAACUUGAACCACCAGGAGGGCAAGCCAUCCAUGGGGGACGACGCUCAGUUCGAGAUGGAUAUCUGAGCGGGAACCACGAAGAGGCAGCGACUCCCCAGCCCUGCGCACCCCCCAUUCGGCUUAGCAGGAUCCAUCUCGGCGAGGCAGAGGUGGCGGUGGUCCCCACCACUGUCCCCUUCCCCAUCCACCUCCUCCCCGUUUUUUGAGGGGAGGGAGUGCAGCUCUGUCUUCCCCCCCUUUGCGGGUGAGCGGUCCCGGCGUGUGCCAGGUGGAGUGUCCCUUCUGGAUCCCGCCCCGUUCCUCCUCUCCCACCCGCCGGCAGCCUGAUCUCCACCAGGCUUCUGUUUCAAACACCCCUUUGCCUCUCCUGCUGCCUCGUGCCCCCCCAGAACCCCUCUCCUGUCACCCCAAYCUUCCAUUGCCAGCAGCUCAGUGUUCCGGAGCUGCGCCACCCCUUUUGCCCCCUUCUCCUGGAAUAUUUGGGCGGUCUCUUGGGAGGAGGGGAAACUCCUAAAAUCAUGUGCCCUUUUGCACCCCGGGGAGGGUAUUUUUUGAGUUCCCCUGGAAUGCAUUGGCAUUCAGCAGAGAACAACACUGGCAGCCCGUUCCCCUUGGUGCUCCGGGGGUCUGGUGUAGUCCCCAAUGGCAUCAGCCAGCGCACCCACAUCUCUUCCACCCAGAUUUCUUCCAUCUUGGCCCUCCAGCCAGGGGCUGUGUCCCCARCCCACCAGCCAGGACUCACAGCAGYGUAGCCAUAUGUUACAAAACCCCCUUGCUUUUAUUGUUUUGGUACUAAAAAGGGGCACUUUAUCCCCAACAACUUUUUCCGGGCUGGGGCCAAGCACCUCUGGGAAAGCGCUUUGUAGUGCUCAAGUUUUUUACCCCCCUGGCCCUUUAAAAUGUGAAUCCCACAGCGRGGAGAUACCUCUGGUGCCAUUGGAUAUCUCAGGAAUCACUGGGUGUCCCUGGGGGCUGUGGGGGCUCGCCAGACACYGCA
Malurus melanocephalus (red-backed fairy wren) is the source of this 1340-nucleotide messenger RNA. It is a transcript of the gene EIF4EBP2, whose product is annotated as eukaryotic translation initiation factor 4E binding protein 2. Gene Ontology annotation, biological process: negative regulation of translational initiation. Gene Ontology annotation, cellular component: cytoplasm. The coding region runs from base 62 to 409 and encodes 115 amino acids. The transcript has 3 exons. NCBI's taxonomy places the organism in Eukaryota, Metazoa, Chordata, Aves, Passeriformes, Maluridae. Gene Ontology annotation, molecular function: eukaryotic initiation factor 4E binding. The record is from RefSeq and is a predicted model, not a curated record.